UCUAGCAUACAGGGCUGCCUGUUGUGGGGCACCCGGGUUGUUAUUCCGGCCUCACUUCGCACACCAGUCUUAGAGGCACUACACGAGGGCCACCCGGGCAUCGUCCGGAUGAAGGCGUUGGCAUGGAGCUAUGUCUGGUGGCCUGGUUUGGACGACGACAUCGUCAAGUGGGUAAGCUCAUGCCAACCCUGCCAGGAAUCCAGACCAUCCCCUCCAGUCACCACCCCCACAAAGUGGGAGAGCGCCAACGUGCCUUGGUCAAGGCUACACAUUGACUUAGCGGGUCCAAUACACGGCAAAACCUUCUUGGUGGUCGUUGAUUCAUACUCUAAAUGGAUCGAUGUGGCCCAACUAUCCACGACCACCACGCUAGCAGUUACCAAGGCUCUAACUCGCCUAUUCGUAACACACGGGCUACCAGAUACCAUAGUUUCGGAUAACGGCCCCCAGUUUGCCUCAACA
This is a messenger RNA of Pseudonaja textilis, 462 nucleotides long. NCBI's taxonomy places the organism in Eukaryota, Metazoa, Chordata, Lepidosauria, Squamata, Elapidae. The record is from RefSeq and is a predicted model, not a curated record.